AUGACACAUUCUAAAUCACUUCAAUUUAUAAAAAUCUGUCGUAAGCAUCAUAAACUUUCUAAUCGACGAAAUUUGUUGAAUCAAGUUAUGGAAAAUUUUUAUGAUGUAUUACGAAAAAUAGACAUGGACCAAUAUAAUGAAUCAGCAAAAUUUUGGAUGUUGGAAUACGAACAAUAUAGAAAAAAA
Messenger RNA from Scutellospora calospora, 186 nucleotides. Lineage: Eukaryota; Fungi; Glomeromycota; Glomeromycetes; Diversisporales; Gigasporaceae. The record is from the annotation of a GenBank genome assembly.